Molecule: messenger RNA, 4255 nt
Organism: Homalodisca vitripennis (glassy-winged sharpshooter)
Lineage: Eukaryota; Metazoa; Arthropoda; Insecta; Hemiptera; Cicadellidae
Product: retinol dehydrogenase 14
Exons: 8
Coding region: 112-1128 (338 amino acids)
Source: RefSeq, a predicted model, not a curated record
UCAUAGUACCUAAUGACGGACAAGCUUUCCUCUCUUCUGCUGCACUCUCUCCCGCUGAAUGUGGCUCCCACUCCGGCCAGGACACUCCUACUCCAGUGUGUUUGAGGGGAGAUGACUGUGUGGCGGGACCUUGAAGCCUGGGACUCCGCAACCCGCUCCCUCGUCCUCGCCACAGUAGGUGCAGCGGCUCUCCUGGCUCUGGUGCUGAUCCUAGCAGUUCUGCUCUACAACCGCCUCACCCUCGGGAUCUGUUCCAGCCGCUCCAGGAUGGACAACAAAACGGUCAUCAUCACCGGCUGUAACUCGGGUAUCGGCAAGGAGACAGCCCUAGACCUGGCAAGAAGGGGAGCCAGAGUCAUUAUGGCCUGCCGUAACAUGGAGCAAGCCAACAAAGUCAGAGAACAAAUAGUAGAAACAACAAAAAACAACAAUGUCAUCGUAAAGAAGCUGGAUCUGAGCUCUUUAAGCUCAGUGAGAUCAUUUGCUGACGACAUUAACCGAACGGAGCGUCGGUUAGACGUGUUAAUUCACAAUGCUGGAAUGGCCAACACCUUCUCUAAACAGAGGACUGCUGAUGGUCUGGAGAUAACAAUGGCUACCAACCAGUUUGGACCCUUCCUGCUGACUCACCUGUUGAUUGAUCUGCUAAAGAGAUCAGCCCCAAGCAGAAUUGUAGUGGUGGCGUCCUCUCUGUACCGACUUGCCAGUGUCAACCUUAAUAACCCCAACCCCGUCAACACAUUGCCAGCUUACCUCUACUACAGUAGCAAAUAUGCGAACAUCCUCUUCACCCGAGAGCUAGCCAGGAGGCUGGAAGGCACUGGAGUAACUGCCAACUGCUUACAUCCUGGGCUGAUAGACUCUGGGAUUUGGAGGAAUGUUCCGGCCCCUCUCAGUUGGGGGCUCAAUCUCAUUGUCAAGGGAUUUUUCAAGACGCCGGAGCAAGGCGCUCAGACAUCUAUAUACCUGGCUGUUUCUGAGGAAGUAACAGGAGUCAAUGGAAAAUAUUUUUCUGACUGCAAGGAGGCUUCGCUAUCGUCUGGAAUCCAAGACAUGGCUCUGGCCAAGAAGUACUGGGAAAUCUGUGAGGAGCUGGUGCAACUGAAAUCUUCAGACCCUCACAUUUAAUUAUUUUUACACUUACCAUUUAAAUGUUUAGACAAUGAAUUCCUUCCCUCACCCUAUAUUGUACAGGAUAUAAUUCUGGUGAGUAGAACGGAGAGAUCCCAAGAAACUACAAUACAACCCUAUUGGUAAUAAAUAGUGAUUUUCUUGCCUUACAAAGUACUGACAUUUAUGUAAGAGUUCAGUCUAGACUAAACUUAAAUACGACUAGCAGGUCAUGGUUAACCUUUGAAAAAGCCAGUUGAUCAUUCUACAUAAUAUUACACAUGUUUAUUUUCAUAGCUUGACCUUGACCCACAGUUCUAUUUGAGUAUACUAUAGUGCGCUGAGUACUUCCAGUGAGUUUUCUCCCUCAAUUAAUUAACAAUAAAACUACUCAGAGAAUCUAAAGCAACUCAAUUCUUUAGGCCAAGCUGUAAACUUUAAAGUUGGGAGAGCUAGUUUAACAUGAUGGACUUUGGAUAUGAGUUAGAGAUAGUGUAGGUUAAAACUCUGUCUCUGAAUGUUACAUUUUUAUCAGUACCAUUGACCUAUACUUGUACUAUAUAGACUCUACCCCUUAUUUCGUUUGAUAAGAUCUUCCCAUGAGGUCGGAAAAAGGCUUAAAAAGGGAUCGGUCUCUCCUUUUAUUAAAAUAAAGUUCUCUUUUUCUUAAAGUAUUGUGAGAACACUGAGGAUCUAAUUCAACCAAAUUCUUUAGAUCCACUUAUAAAAAUGAGUACUUCUCACUCACAAAUCAUUGGGAGAUCUGUAAGGGAUUGGAGCAACCCAUGCUCAUACUCUUACAUUAGUUAUUUAACUCUCGACCAGGGUAAAAAUUAUGUACCUAAUGAAAACGUUUAACCACCAAAUUAAAUAUAGUGGUCACUUCAUCCAGCAAAAUUGUGUAAAUUACAUUACUGUAUUCUCAUUACAAAGUAUUCCUAGUUUAAUGAUUACAAGUAGUAGUUAUUAUAAAAAAAAUGAUCUAUCUAUUUAUUUUCUGUCAUAAAGAGUACAUUGCUACCAUUUCUUGUUAGGUGGUAUGAUUGAUCAUUUCUUGAUGUUCACACAAUACUUUAAAAUAUUUCUUUGAGUUUGCCUAUCCAUUUUUAUUACAGAAACUAUUAUGAAAUGUGCUUGAAAAUUGGUUUUCUUGGAAAUUUGUAAGGAUAUGAACAUUUUUGCCUUUUCUGGACAGGUGAUGCCGAAGUUUAUUAUUUUAUUAAAACCUUUCAUAUAUAGAUAUUUUUUUAAUCUCCUAGAGUAACUUAGGGAUUUUUCAUGGGUCCAAGCAGACUUAAAAUACUACAUAAUCGUGUGUAUAAGAUGUGUUUUUGUGUAUGUCUAUAUAUGAGUAUAUUACUUAAACAUCUCAAAAAUCACUCAAUUUAAGUUAUAGCUGUACAGUUUAGCAUAGAUAUACGAGGUCUGUUCAAAAAAUAUCGUGACUUAUUAAUUUCCAUGGGUUAAGUAUAUUCGUUUGUGUAUCUUAUGGCUUAACUUACAUAUAGAAAUGUUUCUACUAGCUCCAGAACAGUAGCUGUUUUAAAAACUUCAAAAGAUAUGUUAUUCAUUAAGAUUAGAUGAUAAAUAAUUGAGAGAAUUCAUAGUUACUCUUUAAAUAAAUGUAAAUCUAUACUAAUUGCCUUAAUAGUUUUGUAAAAGAGCAAUAAAAAAGUACUCACUGUAGUUUGAAAUCUGAUCUUAACAAAUAAAGUGGUAAAUGUAUAUUUAUUGUAUUCUUUGUUAUUUUUUAUAUGUAGCCUUUUAUUUGAUUCCCCAUUGAACUUUAAAACUGUUGUAAUUUUGAAGCUAGUGGAAAUAUAAUUUAUGUUAUUUUUAGCAAAAAGGUAGAUCUUAAUAAGCCAAUUAGACAUGUAAAAUGCAACACUUGACCCUGAACCAUGUGAAUUGUAAGUCUGGAAUCAUUAAAUUUGUCAACUCUAAAACUUAAACCAUUUGUUAGUUGAGGAAAAAUAAAGAAACACAAACAAUACGCAUUUUAUACACAUGUUUGUACAUAUUUAUGCUUUUUAAACAAAAGGCAAAACUCUUAAAAUACCCUAAAAGAGGUUAAAAAAACACUGUGUUUACUUACCACUACAAUUUAAUUAAAUUUGAUAUCCAUAACAAAUUGUUGUAGGUAUAAGAAAACUUUCAGUUUAAGUUGUAUUGACUAUUAUUUCUGAGUUGAGCCAAAAUAUAUUAAACCUUGUUGACUUUUUCCAAAUUUUAAAUUAAUUUGUGUUCUUCCAGAUAUUAUUUCUUUGUGGGUGACAAAACACUCAAAUGGCCUAAAGUUGGUGAUUUCUUGACAGUCUCCAAGCUUAAAAAUGUUAAUAUUUGGUUUUUUGUUUACAUAUGUCAGUAUUUCUGAACAUAAUGUUGUUCAGCUUGAAUUGUAAUAAUUUGUAACUACUUUUUUAUUGUGUUAUAGAAAACAUUUGCAGUCCAUAGAUAGUAAAAUGGUAAAAGGUGAUGCGAUAAGUAAAAAAACUUUUUGUCACAAUUUAUGAUUUAUUUUACAGUAUGUAUAUAAAAGGUGCUGGAGGGAAUGACAGGUUUUUUAUAUGAUAAAUCUAAUUUGAACAUACAAAUUUAAUAUUUUAAUAUCUUUUCACGUUAUAUUUCCUGAAAACACGUAAUUUCCUUAAAUCAUAAAUCAUUAGAAAACAUGUUAUUUCCUAAUUCAUAUCAUAACUUCUUGUAAAAAAUCAUAAUUUCAUGUACAGCCAUUUUUUUAUGGGCCUGAUUAAAAAAUUCCUAUUUUAACAUCUAUAAUUCCACAAAAAGUAAUCAAACAUUUUCUAAAUAUUAUUUCAGCCUUUAGGAAAGUCAUCUUUAACAUCUGUAGCUUGAUUUUUAAAAACAAUCCAAAAACCCAUUGCAGCACCUUAAAUUUAAACAUGUAUAAAGCUCUUAAUCAUAAAUUACAAAAAAAUUCUGUGUGCUAGACGGUAUUAAACUUCAAUAUUAUGUUGUCCUUACUAGAUUAACACAUAGUAUACUUACACUUAAAGAACAUUUUAAUUGUAAAUAAAUGCCAUGUAAAGAGCUAAGUAAUUGAUAAUUUUUAUUAUAAAAUCUUAGGUAUAAUUUAUAGUUCUUAUGUGAUUUGUUCAAUAAAUGUUUUAUUUCAAUUAUGUUA